AUGUCCGACAAGCCUAACACUCCACCGGCUUUGCCAUGGGCUUUGGAUGGUCGAGAGGUCGAUCUCCUCCACUACAUCUUCAAUCGAUCCGAUAUUAGGCAAAUACGAGGGAACCCCGCAAAGGUUCUCGGUGCCAUUGAUGACUACCAUGAACAAUUCAAGCCCCUUAUGAACAUCGGCAUGGUCAAGGGCGAGUUUAUUGUUGGUAUCAUCGCUGAGCGCAGGCCAUCCAUGAUGAUUGAGCUUGGUGGCUACGUCGGCUACUCGGCGGUUUUAUUUGGUGACGCCAUCCGAAAGAAUGGAGGAAAGCAGUUUCUGCGCAUAGAGAAGAACCCUGAGAUGGCAGCAGUUGCCAACCAGCUCGUUGAACUCGCAGGACUCCGCGACUACGUGCGCAUUGUUGUUGGCUCCAGCAACGAGGUGCUCAGAGAGUUGAUCGCCGAGAACAAAGAGAUUGGCACCGUGGAGUUGAUUUUUAUUGACCACUGGCAAGAUCUGUACCGCCCAGAUUUGUGGCUACUUGAAGAGCUGAAUGUGUUGAAACCUGGAAAGAGCUUGCUAUUGGCGGAUAAUGUGAUCAUGCCUGGUGCACCAGAGUACCUCGAAUGGAUCCAUGCGACUCCCCAGGAGAAGAGAGACAUCCUUAGGAAAUUAGAUGUCGGCUUGUUGAAGCCAAACCCGAGUCUUGUAUAUGACUCGCGCGUACAGGAGUUUGAGAAUACCGAGUUUGGACCGCAACGUUGCCAACCUGAAAAGAGUUCAAAGAAUUCAAUUACCAGUUUUACUAGUCAUCUCGUCGAUUAUUGCAACAUGCUUUCUAACCGCGGGGAAAUAUAUGCAAACGCCGGUCUCGCCAAUGGUUAUCUGACCCCAACGAGCCUAUUCGGCAAGGACACCAAAUCGGGCACUGUGUCUUUUGGGAAUGCAGAGAAUUUCCUGAUGCAAGACGUGAUGCUUGAAUACAUCCGCACGCAGGUAGUAUCAGGCCUCGACAACACUAGUCUUACUUAUCAUGAAGGUCCCUUCGGCUCCAAACGUAUUCGUGCAGCCAUGGCCAAGUUGAUUACUACCUACUUCAAUCCCGCUAUGCCGAUCUCAGCAGAGCAUAUUCUUUUCACAAGCGGUGUGACGAGCUUGAACUCGAUCUGGGCUCGUAGUUUAACCGACCCUAGCGAUGGGAUUUUGCUAGGACAGCCCAUCUAUGGCUCCUUCAAUGGAGACCUUCAAGUCCCAUCUGACUGCCAGCUGAUCUAUACCCCUUUCCACGGGCAUGACCAAUUCAGCCCACAUGCCGUGGCUCGGUACGAGGAAACAUACUUACGAGCGCGAGAUGAGGACAAGGUUUCAAUUCGGGCGCUUCUGAUCUGCAACCCGCACAAUCCACUCGGUCGAUGCUACCCACGCGAGUCGUUGGAGGCGAUACUGCGGUUCUGCCAGAAGUACCAGAUCCAUCUAAUCAGCGACGAAGUGUACGCGUUGUCUGUGUACGAAGGCGAUGACUCCAAUGGCGGUUUUGUUUCAGUUUUGUCCAUCGACACAGCCAAUAUCGGGGUGGAUCCAGCCCUAAUCCAUGUGCUAUACGGGAUGUCGAAGGAUUUUGCAGCGGCAGGACUAAGGCUGGGAUGUUUGAUCAGCCAGAAUCGGAGGCUGAUGCAGGCGGCUCUUUCGACCAGUCGGUUCCACUGGCCGUCAAAUAUCUCCUGCAGCAUUGCUGCUACUAUCCUUGAAGAUCGCGAUUUUACGGAGAAUUUUCUUCAAAACAGCCGCAGGUUACUCCGGUCGCAUCGAGAUUUGGCGACACGAGCGCUGAAGGAGACAGGGAUCCCUUAUGCACUUGGCGGAAACGCAGGUUUCUUUCUCUGGAUCGACUUGUCCAAGUGCUUGGACCGUAAAAUCGUCGAUGCUGAGGGCGAGUGGGCCGCAGAGCUGGACUUGUCCCGUCGGCUACAGCAGGUUGGCGUGGAAAUGUCGUCGGGGCAUGCCUAUCACAAUGAAGUUCCCGGCUGGUUUCGCGUCGUAUUCUCGGUGGAAGCGGAGGUCCUGAAAGAGGGUCUAUCAAGUCGCGCGGGCUAUGCCGCCGCACAGGCCGUACCGACGACAAUCAGAAAAUUCGCAACAGCAUCGCCAGUGUCGGCUGCAUCGCGGAAUCACAAAGUGCUUGUGAUCGGUGGGGGUUCUGCUGGCUUAACAAUCAGCCACCAGCUCCUUCGAAAUGGCCCAUUCGUUCAGGACGACAUUGCAGUGGUAGAUCCCUCCACAUGGCACCACUACCAGCCCGGGUGGACUCUAGUUGGCGGCGGCCUUAAAGACAAGGAAGAGCUGCGGAGGUCGAUGGAUAGUCUGUUAGAUUCCAAGCUCAAAUUCUACAACAACGCUGUAUCUGCUUUUUCUCCCGAGAACAACUCCGUCACACUGAACAACGGCGACAAGAUCAACUACGACCACCUUGUCGUCGUGCCCGGCAUCGCCAUCAAUUAUAAUAGCAUCAAGGGUUUGCCUGAGGCUCUUGAAAACAAAGACUCUUUGGUGUCUUCCAUCUAUGGAUACGACACAUGCGACAAAGUCUUCCGCACAGUCAGAAAGCUAGGCCAAGGCAACGCCAUUUUCACACAACCGUUAGGCGUUAUUAAAUGCGCAGGCGCUCCCCAGAAGGUCAUGUGGCUAGCUCUAGACUAUUGGAAAAAGGCAGGACUCUACGAUCCGGCAAACCCUUCCAGUUCGCCUAUCAAGAUUAGUUUCGCUACUAGUCUACCCGCCAUGUUCGGUGUGCCGAAAUAUAGCGCGAAGCUCGAGGAGUUACGGAAAGAGAGGGGUGUCGAGGGGCUAUUCCAGCACGAUCUCGUCGCCAUUGACGGUAAUACAGCUACUUUCACUCGUCUAGAUACACAGGAGCAGAUUAAGAAACACUUUGAUCUUUUGCAUGUCGUACCGAAGAUGGGCCCUCAUGCGUUUGUUAAGAAUAGCCCUCUGGCGAACGAGGCCGGGUUUGUCGACGUCAAUCAGGGAUCACUUCGCCACACUAAAUAUGCUAAUGUUUGGUCCGCGGGCGAUGCCUCUAGUCUCCCGACAGCGAAGACAGCAGCAGCCGUCACUUCCCAAGCUCCAGUUCUUGUCCGCGGCCUGUUGGGAGCUAUGCAAGGAAAAGAGCCCGAUGCCACAUACGAUGGUUACACAUCAUGCCCACUAUUGACUGAGUAUGGAAAGGUUCUUCUUGCCGAAUUCAAAUACGGCGGUGAGCCUAAGGAGACAUUUGGCAGCCUGUUCGGCAUUGAUCAAGCCAUCCCUCGCCGUAGCUUCUAUCAUUUAAAGAAGGAUUUCUUUCCAUGGGUUUACUACAACUCUAUGGUCAAGGGAACUUGGGGCGGGCCUAAAGGCUUCAUCAACUAG
This is a messenger RNA of Talaromyces atroroseus, 3387 nucleotides long. RefSeq lists its product as hypothetical. Gene Ontology annotation, molecular function: sulfide:quinone oxidoreductase activity; pyridoxal phosphate binding; O-methyltransferase activity. The record is from RefSeq and is a predicted model, not a curated record. Gene Ontology annotation, biological process: biosynthetic process. Gene Ontology annotation, cellular component: mitochondrion. NCBI's taxonomy places the organism in Eukaryota, Fungi, Ascomycota, Eurotiomycetes, Eurotiales, Trichocomaceae. Bases 1 to 3387 code for a protein of 1128 amino acids. The transcript is spliced from 8 exons.